Molecule: messenger RNA, 3092 nt
Organism: Guyanagaster necrorhizus
Lineage: Eukaryota; Fungi; Basidiomycota; Agaricomycetes; Agaricales; Physalacriaceae
Exons: 7
Coding region: 142-2916 (924 amino acids)
Cellular component (GO): cytoplasm; nucleus
Molecular function (GO): ubiquitin binding
Source: RefSeq, a predicted model, not a curated record
GUAGUAAUGUCUACCGGCUAAACGAGUGACAGGCUGUUUCAAUGCUGUGCAGCUCUGGUUCCCACGCUUCAAUCUCCGCACCGUGCGCCGUUACGGGAAGGACGAUUUUCAAAAGGUCACCAUCUCCGUCUUCCUGCUCUGAUGUCGCAAUACAAGUCUGCAAUUCGCGCUCAGCCGCCCUCAGAUCAGCCUGAAAACAACAAGUUCCGUGAAAAGGCUCGGCAACUCCAAGAACUUUUUCCAACUUGGUCAAACGAUGAUCUACAGUCACUCCUCAGCGAGGUUAAUGGAGACGUUCAAUUAGCAGCUACAAGGAUUAGCGAUGGCCACGCAGAGCAGUGGGGCUCAGUCACCCGGAAAAAGGAAAAGAAACCAAUUCCAGCUCCCAGUCAUGCAGCGAAAGAGUCGGUUUCUGCGAGGGGUGAUUUCCGUGGGGGCAGGGGCGGUCGUGGAGGACGAGGUGGUCUGCCUGGACGUGGCGGAGGCUCUCGUGGUCGCGGUGGUCCUCCCAGAGGAGGCGCCGCCACUAAUGGUCAUGUUGCUGUAACUCAUCAUGGCUCACCUUCGCCAGCGACCUCGACUUCGAUGGCUACCGACCAACACGACGCGUCGUCGGCACCCAGCGACGCCGCGCCUUCAGCAUGGGUCGACUCAUCUGAUAUGUCCGGCGUUUCUGCAGGUGUCUCUACGCCUGGCUCAGCCUGGACUGGCGCUAGCACCACGUCGACGUGGGGCGGUGAUACUGACGUCAACGGCUCAGUGUCGUCGGUUAAUCCCAGUCCAGCCCCAUCAAAACCUUCUAAAAUACCCGCGACUUCGAAACUUUCAUGGGCUCAAGUCGCACGGCCUCAAGAGAAGUCGACUCUACCACCAGCUCCUGUGACUGCUCCUCCUGCCCCUGUGGCACCCUCACCUUCCAUCCAGGCAAAUCCCCCAUUGCCUCCACCUCCCGUCCCUGAACCUGAACCAGAUGCUCAGCAUCUCGGAUGGGAAGAACCGACAACAGUUCAGGCGCCUUCCUGGGAUGAUGAGCCGCCCGUGAAGCAACUCGCAGAACCAUGGCCACCAGCUGAGACAAAAACCGAACAGGAAACCCCGGCUCCCGCCGAUGAACCUGCGCUGAUUCAGGCGCCAGAGCCAGUGAUCGAAAAAGUACCAGAGCCAGAGCCCAUACCUUCACCUAUACCUCCCAAAGCAGCAGCUACCCCCGUCCGACCAGCGCCUGUUACACAUCGUAGCAGUGCUAAAUACAAAAGUGAUCAGCCUGUUAUCUUACCAAGCUCGUUCGGCUCCAGUGUCGAAAAGGUUGGCAUGCAAUUCGGCAGUUUGAGCCUUGGCGGAGAAAGUUUGUUCGAUCCCCUUACGCCUGAACUCGAGACACAGCCAGCACUUGAGCCUCCAUCACCACCUACCCCCCCAGCUCAACAGCCUACAAUUUCCUCUGAACCGUCUGCCGUUGCGGCACCACCGCCGACAUCUGCUUCCCUUGGGUCCGGUCUUUAUCCACAACAAUCGCUGGCCCUCCCUGUCCAAUCCUCCUCACCUAAGGUUACUAUCCCGCACACCGCCCUUCCGACGUCCGUUUCCCAGCCUACUGUUCCAACCCAAGCGGCGGCACCUCAUGUAGCUACAUCUCCUCUUCAGCCAUACACGCAACCUCAUCAGAGCACUGUAACUCAAGCGCCGCAAGUACCCCCUCAAUCCCAGCCCCUUCUACACCAACAACCCCCCCAAUCUCAUCUGCCUCAGCAGCUGCAACAGCAAUCGCUUCACCAAUACUCGCAGCAUGGUCUUCCGACCCACCUCGAGCCUCAGCAAAACCAGUCACCACCACAACCGCAGCCGUCAUCUGCUGCGGCGCACUCUGCCUACUUCAGGCAGACCGACGCGUCAACACCAUACUUCCAUGCACCCACUCCCCCAGCCCAACAAACUCAGGAUAACUACGGCUCCUUCGGCCUUGUCGGUCAAGCCCAACACCAACAAGCUUCUCACCUUGGAGGCUUUGGAGGAGGUGACUACGGUUAUGCCGAUAGUCAGAGAGGUUUCUAUGACAGUUACCAACAGACUGGCUUCGGAGGCCGUAACGUCUUGGGCAGCCAUGAAGAUAUCAAAAGCUUGCCGGGCACUCAGCAGCAACCUUCAUCGACGGCAGGCGGACUGCCGCCUUCCAAUGCUCAGACAUCGCAGCAACACCCAUCUUCACAGGGCUCUGGCCAGCCUCAGAAUCAAGGUCCUUACCCUCCACCCCCCGUCCCAUACUACUUCAACCCUUACACCCAGAAUCAGUACUAUGGCACUCCAUACAAUAAUGCGUAUGGCGUCCCUCAGCCCUUUGUCAAAUACCCGACAAUGUACCAACCUCCAGGUCCCGGUUCCGCUCCGAGUCCUGUGACGAAGCAGCCUGGUCCUGGUGGUAAUGUCGGCGUGCAGCCCCAGAGCAAUCCAUAUGGACAGACUCUGUACCAGCAAACUGCGGGCUACGAUGACUAUUCGCAUCAGCAGCACAGUCUCGGCGGCGACUAUGGAAAGCAACUGUACGGCGGUGGUGCCGGACAAGGAUUUAUGGGAAGCGGUGCUGGAGGGGCAUCUGCCCGUGGAGCAGGAUCCCCCGAGAACGCAUAUAAGCCAUAUGCUCCUAAGGAUGUCGGUGUCGGUUCUGCCCGAGGUGGCGUCCAGCAGCAACAACAAGGACAGCAGCAGGGACAAGGACAGGGACAGGCUGGACAGGGCGGUCCACAGGGUCAAGGGUUCUACGGUGGUGUCAGGUUUGGCGGAGGUGUCAGUGCUGGCGUUGGUGGGCCUCAACAGAGCGCCCAUCAUCAGCAGGGCGGGCCUCAAGGGCAUUUGUACCCCCAGCAAGGUCAGAACGAUGCGAGCUUCUACUAUCAGGGCCAGGGUCGGUACUGGCAGUAAGUGAUUAGCGUAUUGCUCAUCCUCGCUUUAUUUGUGUCUUUUUUUCUUUUUGUUUUCACUGUGUCUUCAUCGUAGCAUACAUCUCAUCUCAGUUUCACUCACUAUUUCGUUCUAAGCAUUUGUCCUUUAUCACAUAUCGCUGCAAGCAAUUCAGUGUUCUAUCCCUCUAAGAGGCG